UUGAAUCUGCUGCAGCCGUAGUGGGCGGUGAGUGCGAGACGGUGAGCAGUUUGAACCGUAGCUGUGCUGAGGCGGAAACAUUGAAAUUGGACAAAUUGUUUAUAGUCAGGGUGAAAUUAAACGACGCGAUUCCUAUCAACAAACACAGUGUAUUUUGUGCUCAAGCCAGGCCUAAAGUGGGGAAACGGCAGCCUUUUCUGUUCGCCUACUCUGGGUACGUAAAGCCGGUGUCGCGCAAAGUGAAUCGCUCCCUCCUACUGAGCUAACUGCUAGCUAGCCGCCGAGCUACCAUUACAGCUAGCCGGAACACGGUGCCAGCUAAUCCCCAACACAAAGGACGACUUUGCCAGUGUUUAUCAUAUCGAUUCCGAAUCACUCCAUUGAAUGAGGACUGAGCCUCCUGUACAGGUUGAUCAUGGUGCUGACAGGGAAGCGCUUGGAGAAGGGUCCGGCCUGCUGGAAGAGGAGGGUGAAGUCGGAGUACAUGAGGCUUCGGCAGCUUAAACGCUUCAGACGGGCCGACGAGGUCAAGAGCAUGUUCAACACCAACCGUCAGAAAAUCAUGGAGCGAACUGACAUUUUGAACCAGGAGUGGAAGACCAGGCGAAUCCAGCCAGUUCACAUCAUGACAUCUGUCGGCUCCUUAAGAGGCACCCGAGAGUGCACGGUGGACAGCGGUUUCUCCGAGUUUCCCAGGCAGGUCAUCCCCCUGAAGACUCUCAACGCUGUGGCCUCAGUCCCGGUCAUGUACUCCUGGUCACCGCUGCAGCAGAACUUCAUGGUGGAGGAUGAGACGGUGCUCCAUAACAUCCCCUACAUGGGAGACGAGAUCCUGGACCAGGAUGGUACUUUCAUAGAAGAGCUCAUCAAGAACUAUGACGGCAAAGUUCACGGAGACAGAGAGUGCGGCUUCAUCAACGAUGAGAUAUUUGUGGAGUUGGUCAGCGCUCUGUCACAGUACAGCGACAACGAGGACGAUGAGGAGGAGGAAGAGCAGGACUUCAAGGUAGACAAGCUGGAGUUGUGUGACAGCAAGGAGCACCCAGAAGACCCCCGCAAGGAUGGGCUCAUUAACAAUGAGAGCCGAACCAGCAAUGACGGCACCAAGAAGUUUCCCUCUGACAAGAUUUUUGAAGCCAUCUCCUCCAUGUUCCCUGACAAGGGCUCCACUGAGGAGCUCAAAGAGAAGUACAAGGAGCUGACGGAGCAGCAGCUGCCCGGCGCGCUGCCCCCUGAAUGCACACCGAACAUCGACGGUCCAAACGCUCGCUCCGUGCAGCGCGAACAGAGCCUGCACUCCUUUCACACUCUGUUCUGCAGACGCUGCUUCAAAUACGACUGCUUCCUCCACCCUUUCCACGCAACUCCAAACACCUAUAAGCGCAAGAACUUGGAGAACCUGGUGGACAGUAAACCCUGCGGCAUCGACUGCUACAUGUACCUGGUACAGGAUGGGAUGGUGACUGAGUACCCUGCAGGCGUGGUUGCCGAGCGGGCCAAGACGCCCUCCAAACGCACGGUGGGCCGUCGCCGCGGACGACUGCCGAACAGCAACAGCCGGCCCAGCACCCCCACCGUUUCCUCGGAAACCAAAGACACGGACAGCGACCGUGAGGGCAGCAAAGAAGACGAGCGAGACAAUGAUAAAGACGACGAAGACAAGAAGGACGAGAACACCAGCAGCUCAGAGGGGAACUCGCGGUGUCAGACUCCAGUGAAGAUGAAGCUGACUGGUGAGGCUGAAGCGGUGGAUUGGAGCGGGGCCGAAGCCUCUCUGUUCAGGGUUCUCAUUGGGACGUACUACGACAACUUCUGCGCCAUUGCACGGCUCAUAGGAACCAAGACCUGCAGACAGGUUUACGAGUUCAGGGUCAAGGAGUCGAGCAUCAUCGCUCGGGCUCCUGCUGAAGACGAGGACACGCCGCCUAGGAAGAAGAAGAGGAAACACAGACUGUGGGCUACUCACUGCAGGAAGAUCCAGCUGAAGAAAGAUGGCUCGUCCAAUCACGUGUAUAAUUACCAGCCAUGUGACCACCCGCGGCAGCCCUGUGACUCCUCAUGUCCCUGCGUCACCGCUCAAAACUUCUGUGAGAAGUUUUGCCAGUGCAGCUCUGAGUGUCAGAACCGUUUCCCAGGUUGUCGCUGCAAAGCUCAGUGUAACACCAAGCAGUGUCCCUGCUACCUGGCAGUGCGGGAGUGUGACCCCGACCUCUGCCUGACCUGCGGCGCUGCAGACCACUGGGACAGCAAGAACGUGUCCUGCAAGAACUGCUCCAUUCAGAGAGGGGCCAAGAAGCAUCUGCUGCUCGCCCCGUCGGACGUGGCAGGUUGGGGCAUCUUCAUCAAAGAGCCGGUCCAGAAAAACGAGUUCAUCUCCGAGUACUGUGGAGAGAUUAUCUCUCAGGAUGAAGCAGACCGCAGAGGGAAAGUCUACGACAAAUACAUGUGCAGCUUCCUCUUCAACCUCAACAACGACUUUGUUGUUGAUGCCACGAGGAAAGGCAACAAGAUCCGCUUUGCCAACCAUUCUGUCAACCCUAACUGCUAUGCAAAAGUGAUGAUGGUGAACGGGGAUCACAGGAUAGGAAUCUUUGCUAAGAGAGCCAUCCAGACUGGAGAGGAACUCUUCUUUGACUACAGGUACAGCCAGGCUGACGCUCUGAAGUACGUCGGGAUCGAGCGGGAGAUGGAGAUCGCCUGACUCGGACUUCUACCUCCCGACACAAAGGCCUUACACUCAAACACAAACACACCUUCACUUCAGGAAAUCCAGACGACUCGUCAAAAUGCUAGAAAGCUUCAGGAAAAUGGGAAUAUUUGAAGCAGAAUUUUGUUGUUUUGGGGUUUUUUUUGCCACCUUGGUCUCUUUUUGAAAAUACUUUUCAUAUCUGUUUCUCUUCGUGUUAUUUUUCUCCUGUCGACAAAUCUUUCUCAUCUGUCGAGGCGGGGGUCUCGGAUUCAUAGAUCUUCCCUCAGCUGAAGGUGCAGAUCACCUACGAACUGACUCUCGUUUGUCCUAUUUUAAAUAUCUAAGCGUUAAAUGUUCUACGGGGAGAGGAGGCGAACCCACGACUGUGUUUAAAACUGGCUUUUCAAUUCAAGCUUCAGGGACUAAAAUCCUCCACCAGCCGCUUUCACACAACUCUCUGGACUCUGUUGUACUGUGUGCCACACGUGGGUCAGUUGUCAUGUUGUGUUUUUAUACAGUGUGAGCUGAACCCGAUCACUGCCUGUCUGUGAAACGGGGGGCGUUCACAAAGCAGACCAACUUCAACACGGUGAAACGUUUAGCGAGAACAUCUUCUUCGCUAAUUCAGUUAGAGCUCAAAGGAUUAGUCCGUUAACAAAGUUAAUCUGCAACAAUUUCGAUGAUUAUUUUUGUAGUAAAAUGCCAGACAUUCACUAAACAUUCACACUGUAAGGAUUUUCUGUUUUUCUCACUCAUAUGUUGUUGUAAACCGAAUGUUUUUGGGUUUUAGACUGUUGGUCGGACAAAACAAUACAUCUGAAGACACUAUUUAAGGACAUUUUAUAAACUAAAACAUUAUUAGAUUAGUGAAGAAAAGCUGCAAAUUAAUCAACAAUGAAAAGAAUUACUAGUUGCAGCCCGAGACUCGAUUAGUGGACAAUAGUUUGACGUGUGUGUGUGUGUGUGUGUGUGUGUGUGUGAAAACAAACAGCAUAUUUGUACUAAAGCAUAUUUUGUAAAGUUUGUAUAUUCAAAAAAACAUCUUUGAAACCAAACUCUGGCUUUAGAUGAGGCCUGAAUUUAACGGUUCAUUUUAACCUGUUUAUCGUUUUUGUUAAUCAGUUAAUCAGUAGUUUUGGCGUAAAAAUAGUUCCCAGAGUCUGUUUUGUCGGACCAACAGUCCAAAAGUUCUCAUUCAUAUAAAAACAGAGAAAAGCAGCAAAUCCUCACAUUGAAGAAGCUGGAACCGGAGAACGUUUAGGCCUUUUUUUUGCUUGAUAAUUAAUUAAAUUAUCGAAACUGUUGCUCAUUAAUUUCUCGUCUGACGACUUUAUGUAGAAAACUCUCCAAGAUGAAGAGUUUGCUCCUCCUCAAAGUUGUUGUCGCCUGUUUCGGGCUUUUAAAGGUGCAUCAGAAAUCUAAUUUCAGCCUCUAAAACUUGCAGGUUUUUGUUGACUGUGUCGGGCACGAGACGUGAUGGGGGGGUAUUCUUUCUCCUGUUGCUUUUUUUAAUUGAUUUCAGACAUUUAAUUGGGGACAGGAAAUUGGAAGUAAGCGCGAGUCGGGCUGAAACUUACUGCGCCACUCCAAACACCAGCACGCGCGUCAUCUGGUCUCAGACGCACUUACAAGAGCUGGAUAUUUAUCAACAGCUUAGCAACACCGUUGAAGGGACGCGAGCCGCCAUGUUGUGAGACGUUUGUGUUUCUGGAGACGACUCUGCUUUGUGACGCUGCCGCUGCUUCAGGUGCUAAUGUGAAAACGCGAAACCAGCACUACUUCACCGCGACAGGAAGCUCGACAGCGGCCGCCAGACAAACGCUUGAACCGUUUUGUCUGAGCGUAGUUUUAAGUUUCCUGUCGUGAAUACGUGCCGCUCUGCUCGGUGCUGCUUUUUACCAAACUCACGCUGAGGUUUUAUCCAUGUUCUCCGUCUCCUCUGAAGCUUUCCCAGCAGCACCGCUCUCUGUCGAGCUGUCGUUCUUAUUCAGUACCGCAGAACUAGUUUCACUGUUAACCGUCUACAUUCUUGGUGCUGAUCUGGAAUCAGCUGGUGCAGAGUUUUAGUCUGAGUCUAAACUCUCAGAGUUUUUUUUUUUUUUUUUGGGAGCUGAAACUUGUAGGAUCAAGCCGAGCAACAAAGUGCACACAGGAGCUGGAGCCGGGUUCAAUCAUGGUUCACGUUUUGGAUCUGGUUCAAAGUAAAACGCCUGGAAUGACAAAUCCCUCAUGUCGUCAUAAUCGAGCAGAUAUGUAUUUCUUGUAGGGAUGCAACAAAUGACUCGUUAUCAGUCUGUUUUUAAGGUCUGAGCGCUGAAGGCGACGCCUUCAGAUGUCAUAUUUUGUCUGACCAACAAAACAAAACCCAGAGAGAUUCAAUUUAAAAUGAUGUAAAACACAGAAAAGCUGCAAAUCUUCACAUUUAGAGAAGCUGGAACCAAAGCCAAAUAAUCAAUUAUUAAAAAUUGUUGGCAGUUAAUUUUCUCUCAUUGAAAUGAUCGAUUCAUUGACGGUUUCAGCUCUUCUUGUAAGAGUUGUGGAAAGUUAAACCUAAAUUGGUAAGAGAUUCUGGAGGGUUCGGGUGUUUAAAAGCACAUUCAGUACUUGCAAAUGUUUCCCAGAUGAUGCGUUCAAACACCCAAAUCUCACAUUUGAGAAGCUGGAAACAUUUUUCUCUGUAAAAUAAAAUAACGAUCAACUGACUCCUCCGUUUCCCGAAGUCAAGAAUGAACUCGUCAGGACGUAAUAUUUCAAGAUAUCGCUGUGUAAAGUUAUAUAAACGGUAAAAGAUUUCAUCUGUAUUGAAUUAUCGCUCAACCCUACUCGAUUUAAAAUGUUAUUGAACUCUGAUUCUACUCAAGCAAAGUGAACUCGAGCUGCAGCUAUUUGAAUCAAUUAUUCAUUCUUACAUAUUCAUCAGUUAUUUUGGUGUCUCAACAGUCUUCAGAUAUUCACCUUACUGUGAUUAUAAAAGAGAAACGCUGGCGCCAGAGACCGGAUAGCAUUUUUAUCUUGUAAAAUAACUUGAAAUCGCAGAUGAAUCGACUGAUUGUUAAUCGAACAACCGACGGCUGCUGACCUGUGCGGGCAAAGAAACUUGAGUAGGAGCGCAGUGAGUGCGAUGGGAAACCCUUUUUCUAAAAUGUUAAAUAGUCCUGAGGUGUUUGUGGAUGUUUAACCCCGCGGUGUCUCUGCUGUGCCUUGAGCCUUUAACCGAACACUCGCCAGUCCCGUCUGCAGAUCAGCCGAGUGUCUGAUUUUUAACUUUCUGCAUGAAGAAGUUUUAAACCCCCCCCCCACAGAGGAUCCUCUGACUCUUUCCUCCUCUCUGACUGUACUGCCUCCUCCACGUGAUGUCCAAUCAGUUUAAUAUAAUAGUUUUCGGAGAAUUCCUCUUGUUAAAUAAGCCUUUGAAUAACGUACCAACAAUCACGCUUUGACUCUCUUUAUCUUUUCUGACGUGAACUCUGGUGCUUUGAAAAACUCUCGGCCCGACGUCUGGCCGACUUGAAGCAAUACCAGCCUUUUUAUUUUUCCUCUCGUGCUGAGGAGAUGCUCCCGUUCGAGCUCCACCUUCUUUCCACCUGUAAUUUAUUACACACUUCACAGAGACAGAGGGACGUCUGUGGUUGAUGGAUGAAAGACUUCAGGUGCUCUGAAACCUGGUGCUUCUCUCGCGGGGUUCCUACACACGCCCCGAGCUGUUUGGAAAAUCGACUCUGGGAAUUUUCACGAUGACUCGUCAGAUUUUAGUGACAUUUAUGUGCAUGAAAAUGGCAAACGCGACGCUCCGACCACGGUCUGGUGACCCGAGUGUGAAUGCUUCAAACAGAAAUGUGUAGGAACCCUUGUUUUUUUUUAUUAAAGUUAUCUAAUAUCACAAACCUUUACUGCUGAUUCAAAUGAGCCUUCCCAUGUUCCUCAUUUCCUCACAGUGUCGAUGCAUUUAAAGACCAUGUAAACCAGUGACUCUGAACUCGUUUUCAUCAAACUCCACAGCGGCUGCUUUCAUUGAUAAACUGGUAUCAGUGAAAUCGGCUCCUGUUGAGUUUCUUUAAAGAUUCGCUGAUGCUGAAAAGGUUCGUGGUUGUGUGUGUAUCUGUGAUUGGAGGGCCGGGUAACAGGAAAAAUAGGAGCCAAUCAGAAACAAAACAGACCUCUGAGUAUCGACAUGUCUCUGAAAGUGUUUCUAUUCACCAGUUAAUGUGGGGAAAAAAGCUUCUUAAAUGUCCAAAUAAGACGGAUUUGAUUCUGAAACCAGUCCAAACCUUUGUGCGGCGUUUACCCGGCCCUUCUGCAGGUUAUUUAUCUUUUCAGACGCCCGCCUGCGUUAACUUCUCACUCUUCUUGUCAAACCAGGACCACUUUUUUUUUUUGUCCUCCGAUGACACAGGUGCUGAUUUUUGUAAUGUUUACAGGGAUUUUGUUGUUCAAAGUGAUGCAGAUUAAAAUAUUAUAAAUGGU
Siniperca chuatsi (mandarin fish) is the source of this 7153-nucleotide messenger RNA. It is a transcript of the gene ezh2, whose product is annotated as enhancer of zeste 2 polycomb repressive complex 2 subunit. Bases 416 to 2701 code for a protein of 761 amino acids. The transcript has 19 exons. NCBI's taxonomy places the organism in Eukaryota, Metazoa, Chordata, Actinopteri, Centrarchiformes, Sinipercidae. Gene Ontology annotation, biological process: chromatin remodeling. The record is from RefSeq and is a predicted model, not a curated record. Gene Ontology annotation, molecular function: protein binding; histone H3K27 methyltransferase activity.